GUGAUGUAUUGAGAUUGGCUGUGCUCACUGGGUUACUUCCCAUAACUGUUGAUCAAUCUUUAAACCAUUUGUUGCUGCUACGGAAUGGAAUAAUUAUCAGUGUCGCAUACACCGAGUGUGUUUAGGAAUACAAAUUCAUAUUUGUCCGAAAUGAGGAAGUUAAAUGGAAGCCGGCCGAGACCACAAUCAUUAUAUGAUGACCAAGACGAUGAAAAAUUGGACCUUAAAAUUGACAGCAUUGCCCCUAAAAAGAAAACACCAACGUUUGUUUAUGUUUUGACAUUUUUCUCUGCUCUUGGUGGAUUUUUGUUUGGAUAUGACACCGGUGUAAUCUCUGGUGCGAUGAUGCUUCUCCGUAACGAGUUUCUCCUAUCAUCUGUUUGGCAAGCACUAAUAGUUAGUGUCACUGUCGCCGCUGCCGCUGUUUUUGCCUUAAUAGGGGGAUGUUUAAAUGAUCGUGCGGGACGUCGUCCGGUUAUAAUGUCAGCAAGUAUUAUUUUCACUAUUGGUGCGCUAUGUAUGGGUAUAGCUAGAGACCGAUACCUUCUCCUGGCAGGACGUGUUGUGGUCGGAGCAGGAAUAGGUUUAACAUCAACAACGAUACCAAUGUACCUAGCGGAAUGUGCCCCAUCUCAUGUGCGUGGAAGAAUCGUAUCAACCAAUAUUGCCAUGGUAGCGUUUGGACAAUUUAUUGCAAAUGUUGUUGAUUGGAUUUUCAGUCCGGAUAAACUAAAUGGAUGGAGGUAUAUGUUAGGACUUGCUGGAAUACCAUCUUUUAUUCAGUUUCUGGGCUUCGUAUUUAUGCCUGAAAGUCCUCGUUGGCUAAUUAAAAAUAAAUAUGAAGAGAAAGCCAGAAGAGUAUUACAAAGCAUGAGAGGUCAGCUUGACAUCGAGGAAGAAUUUCAAGCUAUAAAAAGUAGCUUUAGAACAGAGGACAACGAGCAACAAUCUUCUAACAAGCCGAUAUUUAUACAAAUGUUACAGACUCCCUGUGUUAGAAGAGCACUCCUUGUUGGUUGCAGUUUGCAAAUGUUUCAACAACUUUCAGGAAUCAACACGGUAAUGUAUUAUACUGCAACUAUAAUUCACAUGGCAGGUGUGAAAAAUGAUCAGACGGCGAUACUACUUUCGGCAGUCAUGGCGGCAAUCAAUUUUCUGUUCAACGUCCUUGGACUUUAUUUAGUAGAACGAAUUGGAAGACGUGCAUUAACUAUAAGCAGCUUAAUAGGUGCUGUGGUAAGUUUAGCAUGGCUUGCAGUAGGAUUUCAUUUAUCUGCUCUUCAUACUCCGAAUAUAUCAAUGGUAGAGCACUCUGCGAGAGGAACACCUUGUUCAACAUAUAAAACAUGCAAUGACUGUAUGCAAGACUUGUUUUGUGGAUACUGCUAUCAAGACGUCCGACAUGCUGCUUUGAAUAGUUCUUGUUUACCUACUACAUACGAUAACCCAUGGGUAUCCACUGGAGGGAGAUGUAAUACUACAGACUUAAAAGGAGAUCUUACAUGGGCGUAUGACUUUUGUCCUACGGACUUCUCGUGGAUGCCUAUGAUUGGCUUAGUACUGUAUCUCAUAUUCUUUGCCCCAGGUAUGGGACCAAUGCCAUGGACAAUAAACUCCGAGAUUUAUCCAUUAUGGGCAAGAAGUACGGGAAAUGCCGUGUCAACUUUUACAAACUGGAUUUUUAAUUUGGCUGUAUCUAUGUCAUUUUUAAGCCUUACAGAGAAUUUAACCAGAUUCGGUACAUUCUGGUUAUAUGCUGGAUUUGCAUUUGUCGGUGUUCUAAUUAUUGGUUUUACUCUACCGGAAACAAAAGGGAAAAGUUUAGAGGAGGUCGAAGGAUUAUUUGCUAGGCCUUGGUGUGGUACGGCCGGACCAACGAUAGAUUACAACACAAACACUAUACAAUAUGUUCACAUCAGAGGCCUAAAUCGAGACGGAAGAGAAUCGGAAUUGGAGUCACCAGAAUGAUGAGUAGCAAUGACCAUAUCUAAUUCAGGAUAAUCAGAUACUCUUGAAAGAUCAGUGAAUGUGUAUAAAACCAAAAAAUCCACAUCAUGUCUAAUGCGCAAACAGGUUUUUGAUUUUAUCCAUUCGCAGAUGAAGAAUAUAAAAAGCUAUUAAAUGUUCAGUCAGAUGAUCUAAUUUUGAAUUUACAAUUAAAAAAAAAAACGACACCGCACUUUUCAAUUUUAGUAGAAAUUUUCAACAAAUUUCAUUCGAAAAGAAUGGAGACCAAAAAAUUACAGUUGUUUUCUUUUUAUGAUCAUUUACCAACCCAUUAGAGAACAUGUUCCCAUAUAAACGGAUAGGGGUUUAGCGGGCUGUUAUUUCUGAUCUCAUAUUUCUGUAUUGAGUAAUUAAAAUUUUUGGGUUGUCAUUUUCAGCAAUUUGUAUGAAAAUAGUGAUUUGUUUUUAAUUCGUGUUAUGAUCAAAUUACUAGUGAGUAAAUUGUGAGAUUAUCUAUUGUAUUAGUACGGUAACAAUGUGGUAUAGUGCAAUUUUUAUAAUUACAAUAUUGAUUAUAUGGAACUAACAUCAAAAUUGGGCAAACAAGACACAUUUUAUUGUAAAGCAUAUCUGAACAAGUGUUUAACUGCGAAUUUUUGUCGAUUGUUCAUAAAAUGUGAUAACAGGUUUCUUGCUAUGAACGUUUAUACUAAGUGUGGUGUGUAUUAUGUUAUCAAAGUGACAGCAUAUGUGAAUGCUAUUAUCAAAUUUUUGUCACUUGUUAUAGAUAAUUCUUUUUUCUAAUUAAAAUCAAUAGUCAUUUGUUACUAAUAAUUUGAUAUUUUUAGACCAGGCUGAUUUAAAAGACCAAAAGGUGUGCAGUAAUAUCCUACAAAUGCCUGUUCUGUUGAAUUGCAGUUACGCCAUGCAGUUAAUAAUUUAUUAUGUCCGAAACAAUCAUGUGUUUGAUUUACUUUGUUUAUUUCAAACAUAAGAUACAAAAACAAUCUACAGACGACAUCGAUCAUGAUAAAUUAGUUACACUUUAAACUACCACCAAAAUAUCUUCGUCAUAUGUUCUGGGUUUUUUUAUUAUUUUUUAUCACAAUUUAACAUUUUAGUUUUUAACUCCAUCUAUCUGUAUCAAUCUGAACGAGUUUAUUGUUUGUUUAAAGUUUGCUCUCGAAAAAAUUUGGUCAAGUUUUAAACAAUUCUAGUUUCUUGAAAUACACAUUUAUAUAUAUGUUAACAAAAUCAUUAUUCAAUAUUUUAACUUAAUUCAAUCAAUCAAAAAUGACGUUCAAGAUUUCGAAAAAGUUUAGUUUCCGAUAUUUUAAAUGCCUAAAACAUCUGUUAAAGUAAGAGGGGAUUAAGAUAUUAAAGGGACAUUGAACGCAUAUGUCGAUAACAUUAAUAACACCAUGCAUAUGGCAAAAAAAGAAAAAGACUAAUAGACAAACAAUAGUACACAUAACCCAACAUUAAAAACUAACCUACAUAUAUAGAUUUUUAAAAUAAAAGAUGAUUGAGGUACGUCGCGUUAUUCAGUCAUUAAACUUUUCCUCAAAGUUUCUUUGACAAACUGUGCAGAGCAUACCACUUAAUUGGAAACAAUAUAAGGUGAAAAUACUCUUGCAUUUGUUAAUUUAUCUGCUGUUAAUGAAAUCCAUUUAGAUUCUUAGUUUCGCAUCAGUGUCAAUAAAUGUGUACUGAUUUAAACACUGGUUAUACAAACAUGUACGAACCCAAAAAUCAUAACUAUGAGCUAAAUUUGAAAAUUGCUAAUUUCUGGACAUACUACCUUAAUAAUUUUGAAAUCUGGAUGCAACAAUUGUAUACCGUACAAUGGUAAUGCAUUAUAGAAAUAUGUUUUAUCUUUUAAAAAGAAUAAAAGUGUAAAGAAAAAACUAUUUGUAAUUUUGUUUGUACAUUACCGAAAUGUGAAUAUGUGGUGUUUAAAAUGUGUUUUGUAGUUUUAUACUUUCAUAAGAUAUAUAUUGUAGUGAUUACAUUUGUUUGGUUAACAUAGUGGAUCAUACUGUACCUAGAAGCCAUUUAACGUAUGUAAUAAUUUUUUUGUAUAUAGGAAGUAUCUCAUGUAUAUAAAACAUACCUCAUAAUAUCGCAGUUUGAUAAAACAAAACAUUUUAUUAAAUGUUUACAUAGAUAAAAGAAUCUCCUGAGCGAAUUAUUUAUUUGAAUUAUAUUCAAAUAUUGCAAUCAAAGUUUCCAGACAAUGCAUGGUUUUAGUCAGAUAUAGUUUCCUGUUUCACCUUACAUGGGUUUUUUUCAGACGUUUGAAAGAAACUUUAUGUUUAUCCAAUUAUUGAAAUUGGCUAUUUCUAGCGUCCAAAUAACUGUUGAUUGAGGAAAAUUUCAGUCGUACUUGUAACAUUAAUAUAUAUGUUUGCUCUAUAAGUUACACCAAACUUACUCAUUAUUUUGUUACAGUUAAAACGCUUCUGCAAUAUAAAAUUGCACAGCUACAUAGUUAUAUCAUAGAAUCACGUCACAUCCAUUUUCACCAGAUUGGACAAAUUUCUAUUUUGUUUAUACUAGUAUUUACGAAAUUCGCUGUAGAAAUGAAAUAGAUGGGUUGUAGCGAAAGUCAGAUGACUUACUUAUUUGUUUUGUUUCUUCUUUUUUAUUGAAUUUGAAAUGAACAUGUGUUAUUAUGAUGAAUUGUAGUCGCCUCACAUUGUUAGUUUGUCGGUAACAUAUGAUUUAUUAUCAUAUUUGUUUUCCUUGACUUAAUUUUCUUCCAGACUUUCUUGUGAAGAACAGUAGUAGGAUUUUCUUAGUUACACAUUACUUAGUAUAUAAAUAACAGAUGAAAAAUCGAAAAAUAUUCGUGUCAUUCGGGAUUAUUUUUCAGUGUAUCAUUUUGUAUGUGUGUGUAAAAAAAUUAAUGUAGUGCUAUCAAAUAUAUAUACAUACGCUUCGAAUGUGUUUGGGAUUUUUGGUAAAAUAAUUCUAAAAUCUUAAGUGAAGCAGAAAUAUUAGAAAUACAAAGUAGUUGUUUUAUUUUUGCGCUUUGUCAUGCCCUCUGCUGACUGAAAUUUAUAACAACCUCAACUAUUUAGAAGAAAACAAUUUCAAGUUCUAACUUUCUUUGUACAUAUAGUAUUUUUUUGUUUCUUAUAACAUUAGAUUAAAUUUCUCAAAGGGGGAAAACAUAUCAAGAGCGUAAUAAAGUCCAAUAACAACUGACAACACCAUGUCCAAAAAGAGACAUGACUUAACAAAAAUAAAAAUAAAAUAAAACACUACAAAAACUUCAGAACUAGCAAUACGAACCAGGCAAACACAGAAAAGGAGGAAGAGGGGGAACUCGGGUGAUCGGAACUGUACAUUUAUAUAAUAUAUCAAAUGAACUCCUUGUUUGAUGUGAUGUUUAACUAUAUAUUACAGAUUAGUGUAUUCUAGAAUAAAUGUUUCGGACGUCCAAAUGAAUUUUGGCGAAUAGGUUGACUACCUUUAAAUACAACAUUAAGUGCAUUCGAUCAAACAUCGCCAAAACAGUUUUGUUAGCCUUUAAAUUUAAGUCCAUAGCAGUUAGCCUAUUAAUAUAGAUCAAUAUUUUAUAUUGUCUGCAUAUUCUUGUAAUCAUGUAUUUGUUAUGUUAAUGAGAUGUUUAUUGUAUGUUAUUUGUUAUGAACAUCACAUAGAUUGUAACCAGUAUGGAUAUAUAUUUUUGUGACAAAAAUAAAGUGGUGCUUAAGAUGUCUUGA
Molecule: messenger RNA, 5678 nt
Organism: Mytilus trossulus (common blue mussel)
Lineage: Eukaryota; Metazoa; Mollusca; Bivalvia; Mytilida; Mytilidae
Product: proton myo-inositol cotransporter-like
Exons: 9
Coding region: 151-1968 (605 amino acids)
Biological process (GO): transmembrane transport; myo-inositol transport
Cellular component (GO): apical plasma membrane
Molecular function (GO): myo-inositol:proton symporter activity
Source: RefSeq, a predicted model, not a curated record